Molecule: messenger RNA, 3911 nt
Organism: Protopterus annectens (West African lungfish)
Lineage: Eukaryota; Metazoa; Chordata; Ceratodontiformes; Protopteridae
Product: gastrula zinc finger protein XlCGF26.1-like
Exons: 4
Coding region: 208-1983 (591 amino acids)
Biological process (GO): negative regulation of transcription by RNA polymerase II; regulation of immune system process; regulation of cytokine production
Source: RefSeq, a predicted model, not a curated record
AGAGUACAGCUUUACAAAACAAAAGGAAAAAAGCGAGCCUUUGAACAGGAAGUAAAUGCUACUGUUUGGAGGUUAUUCAUUUCUGAAGUGCAGCAGGACACAGCUGAAGGAGUUCUUUGCAAGUAAAUUGCUGCUCUCUUACAAGUAGGAUUAAGACGUCUGUCUGUUUCUGUGAAGUACACGUUGUGCUGUUAGUAAAACAGAGCAAUGAAACUGGAGGUACCAGAAACAUUUGAAGAUGUUGCUGUUGAGUUUUCAAGAGAAGAAUGGAAAAUGCUAAGUAAAGAAGACAAGUGGCUCCAUCGAGAGGUGAUGGUGCAGAACUAUGAGCACAUGGUGUCAAUAGGAUACGACAUCCCAUUAGAGAAACUGUUGCUGCUAAUUGAAAUUCCUAGUGAACACCCUUGUAUUAGUGUUGAAGAUGGUGUGAUGACACUCCAGACUGAUCUUCUUAAAAUUCCUCAAACCAUCAGCAGGUGGGUGAAAUGUGAGAUUCAGAGUCCAAGAGCAUCACCGAAGGAUUGUAUGAAUUCUGAAUACACCAGAAACUUUGCAGAUAAUAGAACUGUUGCAAGAUAUGGGAUCAACCAUGCAGGAGUUGAGCUCCAAAAAUGUCUGGAGUAUAAUACAAACUUAAACCAGAAGAAUGGGUUAAAAUGUUUUCUGCAGAUUUGUAAAACCAACAAAAUGUACAGCUAUGAUAACUGUAAAAGUAGUCUCAUGUUUGCAUUUACUGAGAAAAAGAAUUGUAAUACAAUAACCACUAAUGGAAUUAGGAGCAAGUUAUGCUCCCACCGUAGUCUUAACAGUUUCAGAAAGUAUAGAGGAAUUAAAAAAUGGAAGAAAUAUAAGAACAGCCUAGCAACAGCACAAAAAUUAUUAACUGGAGGGAAGCCCUAUAAAUUUGGCACAUAUAUCAGGAGCUUCACAGAUAAAUACAAGCGUAGACAACACACAGCUGCUCACAUGAAGGAGAGGCCACACAAAUGUGCUGCCUUUCACAAGAGUUUUACAUGGAAGAGUAAUUUUGCACUGCAUGAGAGUAUCCGCAGAGGAGAAAAGCUACACCAGUGUGCCACAGAUGGAAAGAGUUUAAGCUGUAAGCAGAGCCUAACAUACAAUGAAAAAAUCUCCAGAGGGGAAAAGCUAUAUCAAUGUGUCACUUGUGGCAAGACUUUCAACAGAAAGAGUAGCCUCACAAACCAUGAAAGAAUCCACAGAAAGGAGAGGCCUUAUACAUGUAGCAUUUGUGGCAAGAGCUAUCGUGUGAAGGCCAAACUUCCAGUCCACGAAAGAAGCCACAUUGAUGAGAAGCCAUAUGAAUGUACAGUUUGUGGCAAGAUAUUUACUAAAAAGUGCAGCUUCUCAUACCAUGAAAAAAUGCAUGCUGGAAACAAAUCCUAUACAUGUACUACAUGUGGCAAAAGUUUUAUACAGAAAGGGGAUCUAACAGUGCACGAGAGAAUUCACACAGGGGAAAAGCCUUAUAAAUGUACAACUUGUAGCAAAAGUUUUGCACACAAAGGCCACUUGACAGUCCACGAGAAAAUCCAUAAUGGAAAUAAAUCCUAUAAAUGUACCACAUGUGGCAAGAGUUUUACACAGAGAGGUGACCUUACAGUACAUGAGAGAAUUCACACAGGGGAAAAGCCUUAUAAAUGUACAACUUGUGACAAGAGUUUUACACACAAAGGCCACUUGACAGUCCAUGAGAAAAUCCAUACUGGAACUAAAUCCUAUGCAUGUACCACAUGUGGCAAGAGUUUUAUAGAGAGAGGUGGCCUUGCAGUGCAUGAAAAAAUCCAUUCUGGGGAAAAGCCUUAUACAUGUGCAGUUUGCAACAAGAGCUUUACACAGAAAGGACACCUCACAGUCCACGAGAAAAUCCACACUGGCAGUAAGUCUUACAUUUGUACGUUAUGUGGCAAGAGUUUUGUAAGAAAGGACCAUUUGGCUGUGCAUGAAAGAAGCCAUGUGAAGUAAUGAACUCUGCAUCAUCCAGUCAUUGUUGUUGUACCCCUUUUGUGCAUUUUUACAUGGGGGUUGGGGUGUCAGUGUGACCCAGUCACCUAGAACCAAUUUUACAACUCUAGGUGGCUAACCCUAAUGUGGAUGUCAGUAACAACUCUUAAAAUAGAAGCAAGAAUACUAGACAUUGGACUUCAAGAAAACAAUGCAAAGGUAGCAUUAAUUAUUAAACAGCUACACCUAAUGACUGUAACAUAUUAUGCACUGAAACACAAAGUUAUAAAAUCCAAAGAUAAACUAAAUCAAUUUGGAUCAAAGGUACUCGGACAGUUACUGUGAUACCUGGAACACUGGUGAUGAGAGAGUUUCCAGGCAUAUCUGAAUAUGCUACCAGUAUAGGUGAUCCCAUUUGAAGUACAGAAAGAGACAGUCUUAGAUACUCCGCAGAUGCUGUGAAACGCAGUUUUUGCAAAGAACAAACACUGAGGGGAAAAUUAUUCAACAAAAUUAGCUAUAUUCUGACUUAGGAAUGGGGUUUAUGUCUGCCAAGUCAUUAAAAGCCUUAAACAUUCUGAGAAACUAAAAUAUACAAAAGCAUGAAUUCUGUAAAUGUACCUCUUGCAGUAAGAGUUUCACAGAGAGAGAGAGAGUGGUAGCCUUGCAGAACAUUUAAACUCUCUGAAAUCCGAUCCCCAACAAAUCCUGUGUCCAAGAAGUGAUAAGAAAACAUGUCGGCUGUAAAACUGUUUUGUUUGUUUGUGUCUUUCGGCUUUUCCCAGUUAGGGGUCACCACAGCGGAACUCCGGUCCGCUAAUGAUUGGCAGUAGAGUUUUACGUGCUGGCUUGCCGGGCCUAACGCACAACCUUCAAUGAAGGAAGGCCCGAGUUUAGAAACUCCAUUUGAAAAGUUGUUUGAAAACCAAGAUAUUGUUAUGCCUACAAAGAAAGAGCAUCAAACACAACGCAUUAAAGGAAUUCUUAGGCAAGAAAACUAUACCCUAAUGAAGUCUUUAUGGACUUAAUAGAAAUGGAUAGAUAUGUGUGACAAAAUCAGGCUAUGGGAAGUGAAAAUGACACAGAUUCUCAGAAAAUUAGUAAAAUAAAUUUCAGAAUUAUAAUCGAGAGAGAUCUAUAUGAUAUAGUAUAGAUUAACAUAAUGUAUUAUUGUGCAUCCAGCCUAAUAAAAGAUCUAUUUAUGACUGGGAAAAUGCAGAGUCGUAAAUGAAAAGAAAUGUACAAACAGAAAAUUACUAUGGAACUGCUGAUUAGGUCCAACUAUAAGACAAUUAAGAAGUGAAGUAUCAUUUGAAGAAGGUUGAAAAAAGGAAUGGGUCAGGUAGUUUAGAGUACCGAAAGAAAAGUGCGGCACAAAAACAGAUGGAUAUUUAUGUUGUACUGUAUUUAAUAACAGGUUAAAACAUCUCUAAAUGCAAAAAGAUGGACAAAGAAACAGAGAAAAAAUGUAAAACAAGUAGUUUAGGGAUGACCUGAAGAAAUUCUCUUAGGAGCUGAGAAAGAAAACGGCAAUUGUUGUGAAGACACAUAAAAUAGGAAAUAUAACUGUUAUUCUGGAGAAAUGUCUGUGAAGAUGCCAUGGAACACAGUAAUGAUGCUAGAUAGAUAAAACAUGUAAAAAGUUACAAAACGGAGGGUAUGGAGUAGAAAUGAAAUAACUGCUAGUGAACUUGUGACAAGGAUGCAAUACCCAUAUUAUGUCUAAAGACCUAACAACUUUCUUCUAUUAUAUUUAUUCAGGAGUAAAAAGGGACUGUGCAGUCUGACGUGGCAGCAGACUUUUUAAUACUGGCACGCCUCUACUUAAAAGUCAAAUCUUUAACCCAUCCUAAGCUCUAAUAACAAAUAAUUUUCUUCCAACUUGUUUUAUUUUAUUUCUAUUUAUUGCAUUUGUUUACCAGGAAAGUCCACUGGGCCUAAAAGAGCCA